This is a messenger RNA of Cutaneotrichosporon oleaginosum, 1273 nucleotides long. RefSeq lists its product as uncharacterized. Gene Ontology annotation, biological process: tRNA wobble position uridine thiolation; protein urmylation. Lineage: Eukaryota; Fungi; Basidiomycota; Tremellomycetes; Trichosporonales; Trichosporonaceae. Gene Ontology annotation, molecular function: thiosulfate-cyanide sulfurtransferase activity; URM1 activating enzyme activity; nucleotidyltransferase activity. The record is from RefSeq and is a predicted model, not a curated record. Gene Ontology annotation, cellular component: cytoplasm.
CCUCUCAUUAUGUCCGCCGAUCAGCAAGCCGAGCAGGAGCAACAAGACUGGCCGCUUAGCCUGGAAGAGUAUGCACGCUACGGGCGGCAGAUGAUCAUGCCUGAGUGGGGUCUCGGCGGCCAGCUAGCCGUACGGAACGCGCGAGUCGCAGUUGUCGGAGCCGGAGGACUUGGUUGCCCUGUACUCCAGUAUAUUGUGGGAGCCGGCGUUGGCGAAGUAACUGUCAUCGACCACGACACUGUCUCGGCGUCCAAUCUGCACCGGCAGGUGUUGCAUACAACCGAGCGAGUGGGGAUGAACAAGGCGCUCUCGGCGUGUAUAGCACUCAAGGCAAUCAAUCCUCACCCCUCGCUUGAUCCGGUCGCCGAGCCUAUCACCCCGACUAACGCCAUCACCCUCCUCCGCGACCAUGAUCUCGUUCUAGACUGCACCGACCGACCAUACACACGAUAUUUGAUUAACGAUGCUUGCGUACGCCUAUCUCUACCGCUGGUGAGCGGAGCAGCCUUGGGCGCCGCAGGGCAGUGGGCAGUCUACGGUGGCUCGCCGGAGGGCACUAAGCGGGCAUGCUACCGGUGCUUGUGGCCAAAGCCAGGACCGAGCAGUCGGUGCGACGAGGCGGGAGUAUGGGGCCCAGUCACCGGCAUGGUUGGGAGUGGGAUGGCCGCGGAGGCUCUUCGACUGCUGACAAGCAAUGGCGGCGGGAAAGUAGCGCUGCAUAUCCUCCACAUGGGUGGGAGCCCGAUGGUGCGGACAGUCGGGAUGCGCCCUGCCAGCGCGAAGUGUGUGGCAUGCGGACCCAGCGCUACACUUACCGACAACCUCGAGAGCGAGGAUUAUGCUGCGCUCUGUGGCGAGACUGCACCAUUGCCAGAAGUUGAUCGUCUAACUGUCCAGGAUUUGCGUGCGGUCGCUAGUUUGCCAGAGGUGGUCGUGGUAGACACAAGACCACCACACGAGUACCGCAUCUGCAGCCUCCCUAACACUGCGAACAUCCCACUCGCCUCCGUUCUUGCCUCGCCCGAAUCUGUACCUUCAGGCCGUGCAAUCUUCCUCUGUAGGCGCGGAAACGAUUCUCAACUCGCUGCUGCAGCGCUCAGGCAAUUGGGACGGGACGCAACCGACGUCCGCGGUGGACUUGUAGCCUGGAGUCGCGAGAUUGACCCCCGAUUCCCUUUGUACUAGUACUCUAUACAUAUGGAAUAACUGGGAUCAUAUCGUGCGUGCGAAGCGGACGACGUCGUCGCAAUCUCCACGGACGCAGAUAAAUGGC